CUUCAUACUCUGUGGUCUUCAACCAUCAGCAGAUCGAACGACUAUAAUCUAAAUUCACUUGAAAUUUUUUCAAUCAAUUUAUGCAACCUCCAUCACAAAUAGCAGGCAUGGAUUGGGGUAACUGGGGAAAGUAUCCCAAGGAAUACGAUCGUGCAAUUCACGGUCCGUUUGACCCAGCGAAAUAUUAUGGAAAAGCUGACAUACCGUUCGGUCAAGUGAAACUCGCAGAGCUGCCUUCAUGGUUAGCACGUCGUAACAUGAGUCCUGUGAAAAUAGCUCAGGCUUGUGGCAGAGCUUAUUGGCGAUGGCAACACAAGUAUGUCCUUCCAAAAUAUGCUGGAGUAGCUCCAUUCUUUCAAGUUACAUGCAUCUCCAUGAUAUUUUUCUAUAUCAUUAACUACCCGAAAACCAAACACCACGCCAACUACAAGUACCACUAAAAAAUUACCAGUUGUACAAGUAGAAAUGAAUAUUAAUUAAAAUUUAAAUGUUCUAAAAAUGUAAUAAAGAGUAUUGUCAAGAUAAAAACGUAUGUCAACAAUUCAA
Molecule: messenger RNA, 546 nt
Organism: Microplitis demolitor
Lineage: Eukaryota; Metazoa; Arthropoda; Insecta; Hymenoptera; Braconidae
Gene: ATPsynF
Product: putative ATP synthase subunit f, mitochondrial
Exons: 4
Coding region: 81-440 (119 amino acids)
Biological process (GO): proton motive force-driven mitochondrial ATP synthesis
Molecular function (GO): proton-transporting ATP synthase activity, rotational mechanism
Source: RefSeq, a predicted model, not a curated record